CAGCCAUGGAUAGACACAGGGUGUGACUCCGCCUAUUGAUCAAAGACCAUCCUCCUUCCUUUUGUCUUUUCUUCAGUUUGUUAACUUCUCUAAAAGCCGCGUGGACCGGGUCGAGCCGCUCCAACCUUUUGGCACGGCCUUCAUUUCCAUUCCGCCGUAGUCCUGGGAUUUUGACGCAUCCGGUCAAAGCGAACCAAGAAACAAGCGGAGAGGAGAGUUUCGUUCCAAGUCACAAUCUGUGUUUCAUGGAGUCUUCGUCAUGUAUCUUCACCGCAGGACUUAGGUUUGGAGCCUUAAUAUCACACCAUCUUUACAAAGUGACUACAUGAUGAGCAGCCGUUCAGUGGAGACCCUCAUUGACUCAGUGUUACAAAGGAAGAUGCCGUUAUUUAAUGGGACUAUAGCAGCCACAGGACUGUCAACGCCACAAAAUAUGUCUGCAUUCCUGGGAAAACAGACACUGCAGUUCAGUGGUGGCUAUUUUUCUUACGACCCCAGCGGAAAGGAUGGAGCAGGAUUUACUCCAUCCCUUUUGGAUGGCAGAAGUCCUGUGAGUCACCACUCUGGUAUGGAUGGACAGAACCACAUUAUUUACAGGCAAGACAGCAAGUCAGAAGAAGGCCAUUCUUAUUCCUCUCCCCAGUGUCACACCCCAGUGAAACAAGGGUUUACAUUAUACACUAAGAGUCCUGGAGUUAGCAGCCCUACAGCUGCAACGUCAGUGAUUGUUAGAAAACAAAAAAGUGGAAGCGAGAGUGCAUCUCCUCUAACUGAAAAAUCUGUUUAUUUAGCAAUUCCUAAGCCAAUUUAUGGCCAUAACCCUUGCUGCAAUGAACUGGGUUGUGUGAUAGGACAACGCUACAGUGUGGAACACAGGUCUCCUAGGAUAUCAAACCCUGUAUAUGAGCAUGACUGGAGGCAAAGUGAAGCUCACUACACUGAAACACUUCCCAUCCAGCGAACAGCACAAGAAACACUGGUGCAACAGAGAAGUUUACAGUUAGAGCCUGGCACAGAGCCUCUAAAGAGGAUAGCAGUGGAGACGUACAGCCCUGGGAGAGCAAGGACUUUGCCCGGGGUGGUUGAACCAAGCUACAGCAGUUACCCCUGCACCCCACCUCGCACACUGUUUGGUUCUUUAAGUGAGCAGAGCCAGCAUUUACAGACUUCCCCCAGAGCCUACCCCAGCCUGUACCCCUCCCAUCCUACAUAUGAGCAUAUGACCUCAGAGAUUUAUCAGGACCGCUCUCCCAUUUCCAAAUAUGGGCAGCUAACACAGCACCCAAUGUUUUACUACCCCCAAGCAAAUGUGGAGGUAGAAAACAGGACACAGUGUAAAGAUAUUAGCUCUAAGCACAGGGAAGAUGUCCCUGUUAUUCUUAAACAUGCAAUCCCAAAUUCCCAGGACCAUUAUGUACUGGCUCAGUCACUUCGUGGUGAAAUUUCUUUGCCCUUAUCUGGCACUGAAACACUGCCAAAUAAUUCCUUAUUGCAAGGAUAUGACUAUCCCUGUUACGCUGUCCCUAGACUUCAUUUAAAUACAAGCCACAUUAGAGCUGCUCUUAAAAGGCCCCCUGCCAUGCACUCCAACCGCUUAAAUGUUUCCCCAUCUAUCCAGCCUAUAGAUGACCCAAUAGUCUCUUCAGCCAUCCCACAUAAGGAAAAAUCCAGUGACAGCCUGCAUGCUGGGCAGUCACACACCUCCCCGCUAUUCCUUCAUUUGGACCAGACCAGUCCUACUGCACCUCUAAGAAAAUCAGAGGCUUCACCUCCCAAUGUACAAAUUAACAGAUUUUUCCCCCAGCUCCAUGGAAUUCACAGAGAUCGACCUGUCCUUUCACCAACUAGCAUCACCGUAGACAACUCUUGUGUAACCCAUGUACCAUGCACUAAACAGCCAAAGGGACUUCCCACUUCCCCCGUGUCACCAGUGGCGUGGCUGCCCCAUUUACCAAACCAUUGUUCAGGUCCAGUCCAUAGAGCUGUGGCAAAUAAUGCAUGUCGUCAGCAGAUCAUUUACUCCCCUGCAACAAGUAAAAAAACCCUAUCCAGUUCAGCCACUGGUUAUCCUAAAGGGACCCUGAAGAGAAGUAUUUCUCAUUCAUCUACUCCCAUCGUAAUAAAAGAGGAGGAGGAUGGGGAUUUAUGUGAAGUGGAACUGAGCAAGAAACGGCAAAAGGUGAAGGAUGAGAAGGAAGUUGGGAAUAACAGCGACUCUCCUCCUAUGCCAGUCAUCAACCAUGUAUUCAGCUUGGCACCUUACAAGGCAUACCUGCAGGCCUCUGGAGUGUUAUUGUCAGGUAGAUUACCUCAGAGAACGGAGCAAUCCUCAGAGGUCUGUGAAGAUCCACCGAAGCCACAACAGAAACAGACAAAACCUGAAAAAGUUGAACAGCAGCCUGAUGUCUGUCUUGUGUCCAAAGAAAAUUGUCCAGAUAAUAAAACAGAGAAGCCUGUUGUAGAGAUCUGUGAACUUAAAAAUAUCAAAGAGGAAAAAUUAGAUCCAGCAGACACAGACAAGCCUGUUCAGAGCUCUGUUAGUCAGGACUGUGUCAAAGUAAUCAAGGAAGAACCGGAUGAAUGUGGUUUGUCUGACUGUGGGCCCAUGUUGGUGAUUAAGAAAUGUAAACCUGAUGACCUUGAAAAUAAACCCUCACUGACAAAUGAAAAUACUACUUCAGAUGAAGUCAAACCUGUUGAGGUGACCGCACAGCAGAACACAUCUUCUCAGGGUGAUGAAUGCUUACAAAAUGAACAGGUGCUCGAUCCUCCCAAACCUAUUUCUCCACCUCAACCUCCACCUCCACGUCCAUCUCCACUGAAUUUUAAAAACAUUCCUCCCCAAUGCCUUAAACUUUCCACAUACAAAAUUAUUCUACCUGAUUCUAAGCUUCAUGACUCUGUUAAAAUCCCACCAAAGCCCCAACCAGUGCAGCCACCAUCUGAAAUCACAGAAAAAACAGAGGUCAAAAUGCCUGUUCGGAAGCACUUCCUUGAGCUCCACCAUUCCCUGUCCAAGCUGAUAUCCGAAUCUGUGUCAGCCUCAUCAGAGCAGUCUCUCAGAACCUGGCUGUCGCAGUUAGAACUCCCUGAACCAGCAUCUCCGACCACCAAAUUCCAGAAAGUGACUUGUUUGUUGGGGGUUAAAGGCAGGGAGACAUGUCUCAAUGAGGAGAUAAAGUCAUCUCUUAAUAAAGUUGUGGAGAGGUUGAGGGAGUACACAGUCCAGGAGCGCUGUCCAUUUCCACAUGUCAUGCGGGCUGGAGCGGUUUUCCUCCCUAUGCUGGUGGUGAAAGAGCUGCUUUUCCCAAUGGUCCAGGGCAGCCUCAUUGACCAGGUUCUGCAGGAACACAAAGUGGAACUUCGCCCCACGACGCUAUCUGAGGAGAAGAUUCUGAUCCAGCUUCAUAAACGAGCCUGUUCCUCCAGGCUCAGGAGGUUGAUGUCCCUCAAACACCUGCCUGACAUCUACGCCGACGUGGUCAAUCUUCUGUAUUACACCACUGUCUGUACACAUUUGGGAUUAAACAUGGAUGAUUCUGUUAACGGAGAGCCAGAUGAAGGUUCUGAAGUGUCAAGCGGCUGUACGAGUCCUGGAUUUUCAGGUGUCGGGGCCUUAGAAGCCUCAUCCUCAGAGUCACAUCCGCAAAGAGGUCGAGAAGCAAAUGGUAACGGGACAAAAAGCAGAGUAAAGAACAGUUCAAGGCGUAUGUUUCUGGACAGUUGUUUGUCAGAUGAGGAGAAACAAGACUCUGUAAAAGAGAUUGAAAGCGAAGAUGUACUAAACCAGUCAAGUACAGAAACCCAGAGUGGCCAUCAGUCUGAAGAGGUCGCGAACAGUGACGGUGAAUGUGUGGUUGCAAAGCAGGACGGUUAUAUAGAUGACCCACAAAGUAUGAUGUUGGACAAUUCAUGGACGCGCCCUCUGACCUCAGACGAUGUGUCUUCCAGUGACACUGAAAUCUCUGACGCUCAGCCCUCAGCAUCAGCCAAAUCACCGGUUAAAUCCAAGAGCUGUUCGGGCAUGAUUCUCAAACUGAGGAGGAUGUUUAGCGGAGGUCUGAACAGAAAAAGGGCCAGGUAUCAGGCGGUCUCGGAGUCAGGUGCAUUUACCGAUCCUUCCCUCUCACAAGCGGAAGACGAGGAGAAGGAAGGAGCCCGAGAGGGGACCGGUGAGAGGAGGACACCCAAAGUAACCCACCGGUGGCAGAGGGCUGGAGGCUUCUCCCCAGCUUUAAGACCCCUCAGUGGAUCCUCCAAAAGAAAACACAGGUCAUUACUGAAGAUCAAAUACUGUCCCUAUUUGUCUGCGUGCCACAGCGCUGAGCACAGGAGACGGUGGGUUUUGCGUUCGGCUGUAAAGAGAGCCAGGCGAGCCAUGAGGUUCUACUACCCAGACCUGGUGGGGAAGAGGAUUCACCAUCUGUAUGAAGAAAAUGACAAAUCAGAAGUUUGGUACAGAGGGGAGGUGCUGCGUAUCCAUGAGGCCCACUCCAACCCUUUAAAGACUAUAUUUGAGGUCAGGUAUGACAGCGAGCCAGAGUGGAAGUACUACUUAGAGCUGCUGAUAGACUAUAAAAAAGGCUGGCUCAAGAUUGAAGACUAGUUUUCUAUAUACAAAUGUUGCGUGGAAUUUUUUUUUUUUUUUUAAAUUUACCUGCUUGCUUUUGUUUUUAGCACCACACUAGUCGAAAAUAUGUCAGGCUUCCGUAAGAAUGAGGUCACACUGGAUACUGGUUGGUGAAGAGGUCAGCUACAAAUUCCAUUUCCAUUAAGGGUUACAGGAAGCACUGUAGAGAUCUACUGCUAAUGUGCAACAUCGUUAUCGUCACAGCUUCUUCAUCUAGUCUUCAUCAGUUGUUUUUUUUAGUUUAUGCAAAUUAGAUUGUAAAUGAAACAUCAUGAAUAUGCUGUACAUUUGUUUUUUUAAUGUAAAUUAUAAGCAACAAGGCAAUUUUGUGCCUUUAUUAUCCACAUUCUAGUUGUGAAAGAUGUCUAAUUCUGCGUGAAUCUUGUGAAGUUUUAAAGUUUUUUUUUUUAACAAGCAAAUGAUGUGAAGGCAUUUUUUUUUUUUAAAGACGUCAAUGCCAGCCAUCUGUAAGUUUACAUUACGAAUGCUGUUGCUUUUUAUUUUUUUUUGGUAGAGUGAUUUCCUAGUUUCAUUGUGGCCGGUGUUUUAUCAUGUAACUGAACCUGGAGAGGGAUUGAUGUGUUUUUGAAGCUGCUCAACAGGUCUUUAAUGACUCUCAGGCUUAAAUGUUCCCAUGACAUAGUGUUUAUUUAAUCACUGUGAACCUUAAGACCUCCACUGAAAUUUUUUAUUUAAUUUUAAUUUUCUGUAAUUUUUCUAAGAACUUUGUGAAUGAAAUUGUUAACAUUCUUACUAUGGUCUCAAAUAAAUGUUUGCAAUACUUUGGGA
Molecule: messenger RNA, 5419 nt
Organism: Sphaeramia orbicularis (orbiculate cardinalfish)
Lineage: Eukaryota; Metazoa; Chordata; Actinopteri; Kurtiformes; Apogonidae
Gene: prmt2ip
Product: chromosome 6 C15orf39 homolog
Exons: 3
Coding region: 326-4606 (1426 amino acids)
Source: RefSeq, a predicted model, not a curated record